CAGGAUACGGCUGGUGCGCGCUCAGCCGAGCGUCGUGAACCUCAGCGGCCGUGACGAGGCCGACAUGAGUAGGCAUUUCCUCAUGUCGGGCUACCCACCCAGCUGGAAGAAGUGGGAUCUGAUGAAGGUGUGGUCGCCCCUGUGGGUUGGCCUGUCCUGGAUCGACGACUCGUCCUGCUGGGUCAUCGCCCGCAACGAGGCCGACGCUGUCAACAUACAGAAGAUCUACAAAAUGAUCGAGGAGCCGCAGUUCCGACUGUGCACCUACGAGGAGCACCUGGCAACGCAGGGCACGGCGGAGGCGGUGGGGCCGGCGGCUUCUGGCCCAGAGCCCAGGC
Molecule: messenger RNA, 338 nt
Organism: Prorocentrum cordatum
Lineage: Eukaryota; Dinophyceae; Prorocentrales; Prorocentraceae
Source: the annotation of a GenBank genome assembly